UAGUCAGCUGGGCUGGUUGCAGAUGCAGAAUGCAUGCAUUGCAAACUGCAAAGAAGGGAACAAGUGAUAAAAAGGCAGUAGCCCAGCAUACCGGGUUUUAUUUACAUUUAUAUUUUUAGAAAUCGGCAUUAUUUCAUAAUUUCCAUUUCUCAGCCUUAUGAUGGGGGAGCAAAAGCGCGUACCUCCUAAAUCAAUACAAAAGUUACUGAAAGUUGAUGCCUACUUAACGAACUUGUUUUGCACAUUAGCUGACAAGUUUGUACCACUGCGGUCUUUGAGAACUCAUUACAAAGUGUUGGAGGUGUCAUGUCACGGUUUGGUCUGGUUCGGUUGCUGGCUUGCCUCCAUCUGGAUAUUAUGGCAGCCUUCUCUUUUUGAAAUGCAAGUCAAUUUUUAUUUAGGUCUUAUCAUAGACGUGGUAGCCGUAGCUGUGUUGAAGGCAACGGUGCGUAGGGCGCGGCCAGCGGUCAACAAAGACGAUAUGUUCAUGACGUUGGGGCCCGACAAGUAUGGAUUCCCAUCAGGCCACGUGUCCCGCGCUGUCUUCAUCACGUGCUUCUUCACGCACCUCUACCCGCUCAGCAUCAUCUUCUACCCGCCACUCCUUGCCUGGUCGGUUUCUGUCUCAGUGUCGAGGAUCUUGCUUCGCAGACAUCACAUCCUUGACGUUCUUGCCGGUGCAUUACUUGGUUUCUUGGAGAUUGGCUUGUUAUCUCUGUUAUGGCUCAGCAAAGACUCAUCAAUUUGGUUGGUAUCGUACAUAUCAGAUGAGAAAAUCGAAGGAGGAGAAUACCAUGUAUGAUGUUACCAAAGACUUGAUAAUCGUUUGUGUGUGACUGUGUGCUUCAUGUUUUGGUUUGUUUCAAUAGACAAUUUUCAGUCAAUAUGGAAUCAUGAUCAUAAAAUCAUAACAUAAUAAAUAAGUGUCUACAUUUUUUGAAAAA
Nilaparvata lugens (brown planthopper) is the source of this 944-nucleotide messenger RNA. RefSeq names its product phospholipid phosphatase 6. Gene Ontology annotation, molecular function: sphingosine-1-phosphate phosphatase activity. The record is from RefSeq and is a predicted model, not a curated record. Lineage: Eukaryota; Metazoa; Arthropoda; Insecta; Hemiptera; Delphacidae. The transcript is spliced from 5 exons. The coding region runs from base 158 to 802 and encodes 214 amino acids.